Penaeus monodon (black tiger shrimp) is the source of this 2351-nucleotide messenger RNA. RefSeq names its product long-chain specific acyl-CoA dehydrogenase, mitochondrial-like. The record is from RefSeq and is a predicted model, not a curated record. Gene Ontology annotation, biological process: long-chain fatty acid catabolic process; carnitine metabolic process, CoA-linked; fatty acid beta-oxidation using acyl-CoA dehydrogenase. Lineage: Eukaryota; Metazoa; Arthropoda; Malacostraca; Decapoda; Penaeidae. Gene Ontology annotation, cellular component: mitochondrion. Gene Ontology annotation, molecular function: flavin adenine dinucleotide binding; long-chain fatty acyl-CoA dehydrogenase activity.
UCGUCGCCUUCCCUUUCACUGAACUUCGGACGCAACUUCAGUCGCAGCCAUGGCACAGGUCGGGAAGGUCGCGUCACGCCUCGCUGGCCAGGUCCUCAGCCGGUCUUUCGCCCCGAGGACCACCGUCGCAGCGAGACGAGUUGGGACUACGAGCAAGCGUGAUGGAGAGCCCUCGGCUGACUCUCAGGAAGAGGUGGUGCCGUUCAGACCCACAACCUCCCAGGCUCCAACCAUGAUGGACAUUGGCACCAGGUCCAUCUUUAAUGAAGACCAUGACAUCUUCAGAAACUCUGUUAGAAAAUUCUUCAAUGAGGAAGUUCUGCCUUACCAUGCUCAGUGGGAAAAAGAGGGCCAGAUCUCUCGUGAAUGUUGGCUGAAGGCUGGUGAGCAGGGUCUUCUCGGAACUGACACUCCUGAUCAGUUUGGAGGCAUCGGGGGUGACUUCAAAGAUGCAGCUAUCAUUAUGGAGGAACAAUCGUAUGUCAACUGCUCAGGCCCAGGUUUUGCUCUUCACUCUCAGAUUGUGAUGCCAUACAUUACACACUAUGGUACCCAAGAGCAAAUUGACAAAUACAUCCCUGACAUGGUGGCUGGGAGGAAGAUCGGAGCCAUUGCCAUGACUGAACCAGGUGCCGGAAGUGACUUGCAAGGAGUCCGUACAAAUGCACGAAGGGAUGGUGAUGACUGGAUCCUGAAUGGCUCAAAGACUUUCAUCACCAAUGGCUACAUGAGUGAUGUGGUCCUUGUGGUAGCUGUGACCAACCCAAAUGCCAAGGCUGCAGCUCAUGGUAUUUCACUGUUUUUGGUGGACGAAGGGAUGGAAGGCUUCAGAAAGGGACGUAAACUUGAGAAAAUGGGCAUGAAGGCUCAGGAUACUGCUGAACUGUUCUUCGAUGAUGUACGUCUCCCGGCUUCUGCCCUCUUGGGAAAAGAGAACCAUGGCUUCUAUUACCUAAUGAAUGAACUUCCUCAGGAACGUCUUCUCAUUGGUAUUAUGUCUUGCGCCAAUGCUGAGUGGCAGUUUGAAGAAACCCGUGCCUACCUGCGCUCAAGAAAGGCCUUCGGAAAGACCCUCUCAAACCUCCAGACAAUUCAGCAUAAAUUAGCCGAGUUGAAGACUGAAGUCUGCGUUGCCCGUGCCUUUACCGAUCAGUGUAUUGACCUUCAUAAUAUAGGCAAGCUUGAUGGCAGCAUGGCUUCCAUGAACAAAUAUUGGAUGUCCGACCUGCAGAACCGCGUCGGCUACCAGUGCGUGCAGCUCCACGGCGGCUGGGGCUACAUGUGGGAGUACCCGAUCGCCAAGUCCUACGUCGACGCCAAGGUGCAGACCAUCUACGGCGGCUCCAACGAGAUCAUGAAGGAGCUCAUCGCCCGCCAGAUCGUGUCCGACAAGAGGGUCUAGAGGAGCCUGCGAUGCGACGGCCGAUAGCGAGGAUGAGGACGACAGUGGUUCAGCGCCGAGCGAGGCUGCGACGGGAUAUUCGCCCAAUUUAUACUUGAUAUCGUCUUGUGUAAUCCCCCCCCUCCCCCCUGGUGAGUCUUGUAGUUUUUCCCAAAGAAAUGACAAAACGAAAAACAAGGUGCUAUGUUGCCAGUUAUUACUAUAUCACUCUACAUCUUCCUUGCACUGAAACCUUGAACCUCUUCGAUCUUUCUUUUUAUUUUCUCUCGAGCACUUCAGCCACUGUGGUUUUUGCCUUCAAAACGACCAUGAAGCGGAGUUAUAAGAAGUGAAAUCCGGCCCGUUUGUCUAAAAAAAAAGAAAGAAAAAGUUCUAGCGAUUUUUAGAGACUUUUUUGCGUGACCCUUAGUAUCUGCACCAAAGUUUCAGGUCCUUUUUUCAGCUGAAAUAUCUGAAACUUUCGAGGAGCAGUGUCUUUAGGUUCAGUCAUCUGUAUAUAUCUAUAUUUUUUCAGAACACCACAAUGCAAUUAGUAUAUAAAACGUACUUAUAAAUGGUUAUUAGUUGUUAGUAAAUCCCAGUGGAUACCACUUUCCAGAUUUGAUUUUAUUGCCUUCAUACAAUUGGUUUUCCUCUUUCCUUUCCACAGAAAGAAGAAAGUGGAAUACUUUCACAAGUUUAUUAUUUCAAUGCAAGAUUCUUAUUGACAUGAAUAUCCAGCAAACACACUAUACUUACGUGAUUUUGCACUGCUUUCACUAUGUAGGGAAUGCCCGUGUACUGUUUUGCAGUUUACAGAGUUGUUGAUCAGAAUUAUUUUUAAAUGUACCAUAUUAAAGCUAGAUUAAGUGGAUUUGGAAGACAUACCAACAAUGCAUUAUUAGUUGAGGGAAAAUUAGAAAUUUGCUGUAUUCAGAUAUUGUAAUUUCAGUAAAUAAGACUUCAUAAA